GGCAGCAAACUAGGAUGCGCGCUACUUAAGGUCUAGCUGCGUGAGCCAUUGACGUGUUUGGAGCUGGAGACUGCCCGGGCGCUGGCGAAGCGGUAGCCCGAGCCCCACUCGGCACUCUCGAAGGUCGAAGCAAGGUGUGUUCACCUGUGCCCGCCGUCCACCGUUGGACACACAGGAAGCAUCGCGGAAGGCAGCGAGGUCUCGGACUUGUAUCUCUCCGGUUUCUCCAUUCGAUUUCCCUGCCUCCCUCCGCUUGGUCUCUUUCCGCCUGGAAAACCUGCUCUUUCCCACAACAAAAGAAACUGGGCUAGGUGACCCUUGACUGAGAAGACCUCCACUUUUCAGGAGCUUGUGAGCAAGAAGACUGUUAGGAUGCCCCUGGUAGCACGGAGGCUGAGAGAUCCUGACAUAAAUCCUUGCUUGUCGGAAUCUGAUGCUUCUACGAGAUGUAUGGAUGAAAAUAACUAUGAUAGGGAAAGGUGUUCCACUUACUUCUUGAAGUACAAAAACUGCCGGAAAUUCUGGAAUUCUGUCAUGGUCAAGAGAAGAGAGAAUGGAGUGAAGCCACCUAUGCCUACAGCAGUAGAAAGAGAUGAAAUCUUGGGAGCAAUGGGAAAGAUGCCCUAUUGAAUGUUUGCAUUAAAAUUGUUUAUUGAAAAGCA
Molecule: messenger RNA, 662 nt
Organism: Hipposideros armiger (great roundleaf bat)
Lineage: Eukaryota; Metazoa; Chordata; Mammalia; Chiroptera; Hipposideridae
Gene: CHCHD7
Product: coiled-coil-helix-coiled-coil-helix domain containing 7
Exons: 6
Coding region: 373-630 (85 amino acids)
Biological process (GO): mitochondrial respiratory chain complex assembly
Cellular component (GO): mitochondrion
Source: RefSeq, a predicted model, not a curated record